GAUCCCAACAUCAACUGUCCAAGGAGACAACACCAGAACACACAAUCAUUUUUCAAUUUGCCCUUAAAUAUCCUCUCUUCACAAAAAUAAGAAGACAUGGGGGGCAAAUCCGCAAGCAAGGCCGCUUACUUCGAUAAGCUCAAGGGCCUCCUCGACGAAUACAAGACCAUCUUCAUCGUCUCCGUCGACAAUGUCAGCUCUCAGCAGAUGCACGAGAUUCGUUUGAGUCUCCGUGGCGAGGGUGUUGUCCUUAUGGGUAAAAACACCAUGGUCCGCCGUGCUCUUAAGGGCUUCAUUGCUGAAAACCCUGAAUACGAGCGUCUCCUCCCUUUCGUCAAGGGCAACGUUGGCUUCAUCUUCACCAACGCUGAGUUGAAGGGUGUCCGUACCAAGAUUCUCUCCAACCGCGUCGCCGCUCCUGCCCGUGCUGGUGCCAUUGCCCCUGCCGAUGUCUUCGUUCCUGCUGGUAACACCGGUAUGGAACCCGGUAAGACCUCUUUCUUCCAGGCUCUCGGUGUCCCCACCAAGAUUGCUCGUGGUACUAUUGAAAUUACCACCGAUCUCAAGCUCGUCGAGGCCGGCGCCAAGGUCGGUGCCUCCGAGGCUGUUCUUCUCAACAUGUUGAACAUCUCUCCCUUCACCUACGGUAUGUCCAUCACUCAGAUCUACGAUGAUGGUCAGACCUUCGGUUCCGAGGUUUUGGACAUUGAGGACGAGCAACUCCUCAAAGCUCUCAGCUCUGCCAUUACCACUAUCUCCACCAUCUCUUUGGCCACCUCCUACCCCACUCUCCCAUCCGUCAUGCACUCUCUUGUCAACAGCUACAAGAAGGUCUUGGCUGUUGCCAUUGAGACCGACUUCAGCUGGCCCGAGAUUGAGGAGCUCAAGGACCGCAUUGCCAAUCCUGAGGCUUAUGCUGCCGCUGCUCCUGUCGCUGCUGCUGCCACUGGCGGUGAGGCUGCACCAGCUGCUGCUGAAGAGAAGGAAGAGUCUGAGGAGGAGAGCGGUGAUGAAGGAUUCGGUGGUCUCUUCGACUAAAUUGUCUGAAAAGGCAUUUUUGUGUUACGGGAUACGAAUGAAAUGUACUUGACAUAGGUCGCAUGAAUCGAUACUCGUGAUAGAUUAACGAAUGAACUUCAUCAAAAAAUUCGAGGAUAACAAGGACACAGUCGAACGAUCUUUCGUAGACCCGGUACAAUACUGGAUCUACGUCAGUAUAUCACAUUUAAGUAAUCAUUCUAGAUUCGAACAAACCCCCGACGAAAUUUA
This is a messenger RNA of Talaromyces stipitatus ATCC 10500, 1269 nucleotides long. RefSeq names its product 60S acidic ribosomal protein P0. The record is from RefSeq and is a predicted model, not a curated record. Gene Ontology annotation, molecular function: structural constituent of ribosome; large ribosomal subunit rRNA binding. NCBI's taxonomy places the organism in Eukaryota, Fungi, Ascomycota, Eurotiomycetes, Eurotiales, Trichocomaceae. Gene Ontology annotation, biological process: ribosome biogenesis; cytoplasmic translation; ribosomal large subunit assembly. Gene Ontology annotation, cellular component: cytosolic large ribosomal subunit. Bases 97 to 1038 code for a protein of 313 amino acids. The transcript has 5 exons.